Rattus norvegicus (Norway rat) is the source of this 1302-nucleotide messenger RNA. It is a transcript of the gene Pim1, whose product is annotated as Pim-1 proto-oncogene, serine/threonine kinase. The record is from RefSeq and is marked provisional. NCBI's taxonomy places the organism in Eukaryota, Metazoa, Chordata, Mammalia, Rodentia, Muridae. Gene Ontology annotation, molecular function: manganese ion binding; protein kinase activity; protein serine kinase activity. Gene Ontology annotation, cellular component: plasma membrane; nucleus; cytosol. Gene Ontology annotation, biological process: negative regulation of innate immune response; vitamin D receptor signaling pathway; negative regulation of apoptotic process.
GGGAUGCUCCUGUCCAAGAUCAACUCCCUGGCCCACCUGCGCGCAGCGCCUUGCAACGACCUGCACGCCAACAAGCUGGCGCCGGGCAAAGAGAAGGAGCCCCUGGAGUCGCAGUACCAGGUGGGCCCGCUGUUGGGCAGCGGUGGCUUCGGCUCGGUCUACUCGGGCAUCCGCGUCGCCGACAACUUGCCGGUGGCCAUCAAGCACGUGGAGAAGGACCGGAUUUCCGACUGGGGGGAACUGCCCAACGGCACCCGAGUGCCCAUGGAAGUGGUCCUGCUGAAGAAGGUGAGCUCGGGCUUCUCGGGCGUCAUUAGACUUCUGGACUGGUUCGAGAGGCCCGAUAGUUUCGUGCUGAUCCUGGAGAGGCCCGAACCCGUGCAAGACCUCUUCGACUUCAUCACCGAGCGAGGAGCCCUCCAGGAGGAGCUGGCCCGGAGCUUCUUCUGGCAGGUGCUGGAGGCCGUGCGGCAUUGCCACAACUGCGGGGUUCUCCACCGCGACAUCAAGGACGAGAACAUCUUAAUCGACCUGAACCGCGGCGAACUCAAACUCAUCGACUUCGGGUCGGGGGCGCUGCUCAAGGACACAGUCUACACGGACUUUGACGGAACCCGAGUGUACAGUCCUCCAGAGUGGAUUCGCUACCAUCGCUACCACGGCAGGUCGGCUGCUGUUUGGUCCCUGGGGAUCCUGCUCUAUGACAUGGUCUGCGGAGAUAUUCCAUUUGAGCACGACGAAGAGAUCGUCAAGGGCCAAGUGUACUUUAGGCAAAGGGUCUCUUCAGAAUGUCAACAUCUUAUUAGAUGGUGCCUGUCCCUGAGACCAUCGGACCGGCCCUCCUUUGAAGAAAUCCAGAACCAUCCGUGGAUGCAGGAUGUUCUCCUGCCCCAGGCCACCGCCGAGAUUCAUCUGCACAGCCUGUCACCAUCACCCAGCAAAUAGCAGCCAUUCUGUCAGACCCUCCAGGGAAGAGAGAGCUUGUCUGCUGGCCUCCAACAGGACCCUGCUCUACGAUGCAGGGACAGAAAUGACAACUCAUUCCAGGCUCCGGGGUCCCUGGAGCAACCUCCCUCAAGGAGAAGAGACUAGUUCACUCGUCCUGGACCCCGCUUUGCCCCUCACAGACUCAGUGGCGUCCAGUGUGGCUGGGCUCCGCAGAAUCCCGGGUGUUGGGGGGGGAGGUGGGAGUGGGUCAGAGCCCUGUCAUGGAACUUUAGUCACCAUGGAGACUGUGGGUCACCAAGAUGGGCCAGGGUAGGGGAAAAACAUUUGGGGGGUGGGAUUAAAAACUAGCACCAU